Molecule: messenger RNA, 3265 nt
Organism: Rhipicephalus sanguineus (brown dog tick)
Lineage: Eukaryota; Metazoa; Arthropoda; Arachnida; Ixodida; Ixodidae
Product: protein PAT1 homolog 1
Biological process (GO): deadenylation-dependent decapping of nuclear-transcribed mRNA; P-body assembly
Cellular component (GO): P-body
Molecular function (GO): RNA binding
Source: RefSeq, a predicted model, not a curated record
CUAAAGUGGUAGAUAUUCUCUGGUUAUCUCGUCGAACAAGGGAACUGUCGUGUCAUAUGGACCGAGUUAUCUCUCUGCAGUAGCGUUGCGUCGUGUUGUUCCCUGUUGUGUCACUGCAUCGACGGAAUCAGUGACUGAAUCUAGGCCUAACAUCUCCUUGAUAUGAUACCACGUCGAGACAACAGUUGUAUACAUCGACCAUCUCACGCGCAAACAUCAUGUCGAAAGGAUUUGUGGCUUUCCGCAAGGAGUCCCAGGGGGGGCUGCAUCCGCUGAGUGUCGAGGAUGAGCUUCUUACGGCUGAAGUUGAGGACGACUACGAUGCCCUCAACGACGAGACCUUUGGAGGUGGUCUCGAUGAGGGCUGGGAGGAGGCGCAUGAGAAAUUUGCUGAACUUGAGGAUCGAGCCAGACAGGACUCCUCCAUGGUGGAUUCACUGGUUGAUGAAGACCCUCUUCUGUUAAACCAGGAGGUGGUAGAGCAAAGCAUCUCUCACCUUGGCUUGGAAGAUGACCGAGAUGAUGACCCAGCCAUCAAGUCUUACUCCAAGUCCACAACGUCUCCAUGGCCCAUCGAACGGGGCCGCCCCUGUUCUUCACCACCACCACCGCCGGCGACGCUGCAACAUUUUGGCGGUUCGCCCAAGACGGACACCAUCUGGACACCCAAGGCAGUCCAUCCCCCUUCCACUGAAAACAGACUUGCUUCCCUCCUAUGGAAACUACAGCAGCAAAGCUCCUCCACACAAGUUUUGUCCCAGCCUGUUCCUCGGAGAUCGUCGUUGCCCCCCAAUGUGCACACGUUGGAAGAGCUUGAACGGGACAUGCUGCAUUCUGGUGGCAGCCAUCCAGUGCCCAUUGGGGGCUCCCGAGGCGGGGGGUCACCCUGGGUUGCUGGCCACACUGAACACGGGGUGGCAGGAUACCCUUGUGGGAGCACUCCUCCUGGUCACCGGGGAUCAGCAGAGCACAGCACUGGAGGAGUGCUGCCUGCUGCCUUCAGUGCCCAGCAAUACCGUUUCAGUCCAGGCCGACCACCCUACCCACCACCACCUAGUGGUGUGCCAACGUUGCCUAGCCAGCUUGGUGUGUCACCCCCUGCCAGAGCACCAGGACUUGUCCAUGGAUGCAUGUCACCAGGAAAUUAUUCACCUGGCUUCGCUUCCGUGUCCAGCAGAUACAAAGGAAGCCGGCUGCCAAUGCCUCCUGUGCCCCACCCCUUGCUAGGGCGUGGCAGAGGGGUUAUGAUGGGUCCAUCCAUGUUACUUAACAACACACUUCCAAACCACAUGCCACUGCAAGGCACCCUGCCCUUCAGACCUGGAUUAAGCAGUGGUGUGGACCUUCGGCGCCUCCUCUACCCUCGACAGGUUCAACACCCGCUUCUAAAUAAGAACCAGUUUGCAUCAUCAUCUGGCAGUGGACACUACCAGCAACAUGCGUACCAGACAGUAUUUGGCCAGGGUGGCUUGCCGCACGACAGCUUCCGGCAGGCCAGCCAUCACUCGUAUUUACGGCCACAUGGCAGCUUGGAUAACCGCGACAACUCAUUGUUUGGUGACCAUUCAGACGACCCUUAUGCCGGGCUCAUGACACAAAAAGAAAAGGAUUGGUUGGUCAAGAUUCAGCUGCUCCAAGUGCAGCCAGAGAACCCAGAUGUGGAUGAUUAUUACUAUGUGGGCAAGACUGCUUUCUGAAAUGGUGGAUUUACUCAUUGCCUCUCUCAAGAAGCAUGACAAUGGCAAAGAUGACACAAGCGACCACUAUAGUGCUGCAGUGCAUCUGCUGUUUCCACACGAGCGUCGUGCCCUUGCGUCACAAUUGCAACGAUUUGCAAUAAACUCUCAGCUUGCUAGCGAGCUAAACACUGCUGCAAAGUCCAGCCAGCAGUCAGAGCUUCAUCAGCAGAAUGGAUUUGGUGACAAAGGUGCGUUUCCCUACUGUGGUGAUGAACCCGUAACUGCUGUUCACUAAGCUACACAUCUUGCGCUCGGUUGUUUUUCUACUGCACUUUAGAAAUUCCCUCUCUGCUAGGAUCAUUAGAAAAGGCAACUCUCUGAGGCUGACUCUUCUCCUGCUUUACUUUUUUUUUGUGUGUGUGAAUCUCUAUGGCACCUAUGGUGACAUGUCAAGUGAGUCUGGAGGAAUGGGCAGCCUAUUUUUUGCACGAGAUGUUCGGGGAUGUAUGGCAAUUGCUUAACUCACAUGUAGUGUCAGGAGUGCCGUGAUGUCUAUGCAGGCCUGCUGUGCUUUCUUUCUUUUAACUGGAGUGUCAAAGCUUGGCAAGAUUUGAGUGUCUUCACGUACAAAACUCCAAAUCAAGCGCUCACAUAAUGUCGAGCUCUUAUUUUUUUGUUUUGCUCUUUAAGUGCGUUGUUGCCUCAGGCUAUAAAAGCGAACAAAUCUCUUGCUACCUGUAAUUGGAACGUAUUGGACAGCUGUGGAGAUUUUUUGCCUUAUAUGCACAGCCUUGGUCCUUGAUAUAGUACAUAUGUGCUUAUGCUGUUCAUAUUGCUCCAUGUUUUCCAACACUGCUUUGCUGUGCAGUUUGUUCCUCAUGUGAACCAAACUAAAUUUAGUUCUUUAUUCUAUUACAGUAAUCUGAAGUGUAACAUAUUCUGCCCAUUGUUUGCUAUGAAAAAGCAUGUCUCUAGCUUUAGUGGUGUUGCUGUUGCACUUCAGCAGCUUAGGAGCCUUUGUUUAAAAAACAGGCAACGGUUUCGAGACAUGUCGGUGCAUUGUGAUAAAAAGUAGAUCCUUUUUCAGUACUGCAUUUUUCAAUCCAGAGUUUCCACAGCUGUGUUUCUCAUUCUCAAAGGGCCCCCAUACAUUUGCUUCAGGGGAUGCCUUCUUUCUUGAUCAUUAAGUACAAGCGUUUCGAUGUUGGUUUUUUGUCAGAUUUUCUUAUCACCUCAUCUGUGAAAGUGUGACAUUGCACUGUUACAUUGCCAGUUACUUUCGAUAACUGGUCAUCAUAAGGGUAGAGUUGAUGUGCUUGAAACUUAGAUUUGUUCAUUCCUUCCAUGCUUGCGAAUUCUCCUUGGUUCACUAGAGCACACCAUGUGCUGCUCAAAGUGUGGCACUUUCAGCCUAUUAGGCCUUUUUUUUUUUUUACCAACUUCACUAACCUGUGCAUUAUUUUUUUUGCAGUAAAAAUAGAAUAGUUAGAGUUAAAAGAUGUUUUCACCUUAUUUUCUGAAUGCAUUGUGAGAAGCCAUCACUGUAUAGUUGCAAAUAUCGGUUUCAAUAUAAAAUUUGUUGCUCA